This is a messenger RNA of Prorocentrum cordatum, 2577 nucleotides long. Lineage: Eukaryota; Dinophyceae; Prorocentrales; Prorocentraceae. The record is from the annotation of a GenBank genome assembly.
AUGCUGCCGCGCCGUGGCUUGCGAGCGCACCAGCGCUUGCUGCGCCUGCAGAGCCAGCUUCGCCCGCUUGCAGCCUCUGCUCCUGACGCGCGGGAGACUUUCAAGGCGCUUGUGGUGGACGCUGGGAAGCAAGGCUUGAUUUCCUGCGACGUGAAGCAGGUGAAUGCCGUCGGCCAGCUGCCUAGGCAGGACAAGGAGGCGACGGCCACCAUCCGAGUGCGCUUCUCUUCGCUCAACUACAAGGACGGGAUGACCGUGCAGGGCAGGCCAGGAGUGGUCACGCCGCCGGGGAAGUUCCCCAUUGUGCCUGGGAUCGACGCUGCCGGUGAAGUGGUCGAAUGUUCUUCGGGCGCCUUCUCCCCGGGCGACAGUGUGGUCGUGACGGGCAACAAAAUCGGCCAGCACUUCGACGGGGGCUACGCCCAGCGCCUGCGCGUCAAGAGCGAGUGGCUGACCCUGUUGCCGAGCACCUUCACCGCCGAGGAGAGCAUGGUGAUCGGCACCGCAGGGGUCACGGCCAUGCAGUGCGUGAUGCACCUCGAGGAGGCUGGAGGCCUGCGCCCGGACAAGGGCGAGGUCCUGGUCACCGGCGCCGCCGGGGGGGUGGGCAGCUUCGCGGUCGCCAUCUUGGCGGAGCUCGGCUACGAGGUCGUCGCGUCGUCCGGCCGCGCCGAGCCCCUGCGCGGGUACUUCGAGUCGCUGGGCGCCCGCCGCGUGAUCGGGCGGCUCGAGCCCGAGAGGCGACCACUCGGGCAGCAGCUGUGGGCCGGCGUCGUGGACACGGUCGGCGGCGCCACGCUCGCCGCCGCGGUGGCGCAGACGAAGUACAGGUGCGGCGUGGCAUCCACGGGCGUGGCCGGCGCCGCGGAGUGGAGCGCCACGGUCUACCCCUUCAUCCUGCGCGGCGUGCGGCUGCUCGGCGUCGACAGCACGCUGCCAUGCCGGGUGGAGGGUUGGCCGAGCGACCCCGCUUCCGAGGAGGCGUAUGCGGACGAGAGGCGCCGCAUCUGGGCCCGCCUCUCCUCGGAUCUGCCCAAAGACAAGCUCCGGAAGGUGCACGGGCACACCAUCGGCCUGGAGGAGCUGCCGGAGUGGGCCGGGAAGAUCCUGGCAGGGGAAGUGCAGGGCCGGGUGGUCGUCGACCUGGACAGGCCGCGCGUGUUCGGAUACCCCUACGCGCGCGCGUGCGGCAUGGGCGCCCCCUGGCGCCGCGGCGCCGCGGCGCUGGCGCUGCUCGACGUGGCGGUGCUGCCCGCGCUGGCCUCCGCGCCGGCUCCGCGCCGGCUCGCGGGGCCCCCGCGCUACGCCGUGGACCCGUCGUGGAGCCCCGCGUUCCCAGAGGGCACCGGGCUCUACAGCGCGGUGGCCGUGUCCGGGGACAGCGUCUUCGUCGCCCAGAGGGACGCCCGCUUCGCUGACCAGAUCCUGGUGCUCGACAAGAAGGGCAGGCUGCUGAACUCCUGGGGGGGCAGCGCGGGCAUCAUCGGCAAGGAGAACGACACGUGGGGGAACCACGGCCUGGGCGUCCAGCCGGCGGACCCAGAGGCCGGGCGCCCCGAGGACGUCGUGUGGGUCAUGGACUUCUACGGGCACCAGGUGUUGUCGUUCGCCCUCGACGGCAAGCUCCUCGGGAGGGCAGGGCGCGCCGACCACGCCGCCUCCUUCGGCGCCUCCGGCUUCGGGAGCGUGUCCGACGUCGUCUUCCACGGCGGCAGCGCCUUCUUCGCCGACGGCGAUGGCGGGGAGGCCAACCGCGUGGAGAGGUGGGCGGUGGCAUCGGGCGUCCCGGAGAAGAACGAGUGGGUGUGGCCGAAAGAGCCGCCGGCGCAGCGUGAGAAUGAGACCUACCUCAAUCCGCACGGCAUCACCUUCCACCAGGCAUCCGGCCUGCUGCUGGUGGCCGACAGAGAGCACGGUCGCAUUGUGGCAGUGGACCCCGAGACUGGGGUGCCCGAUGGAGAGCUGCGAUGUGCCGAUCUGAACUUGGGCCCGAAGCUCAGCAACAGGUCGGCACCGUUCGGCGUGCGGACUCUGCGCCAGGGAGGCUGGGACCUUCUGCUCGUGGCGGCCUCCGACAGCCCCGCGGACCAGAAGAACCAGUUCGUGCACGUGGUGGACAUGGCCUCGUUCUCGAGGGAGAGCCUUGCCUGCAAGUCGGUGCUGCAGUCGCUGGCGAUACCGCCCCCGGGCGAGACGGCGAAGGGGAUGCCCGACUGCAACACGCCGCACCUCCUGGGCGUGGACGAGCCCAGCGGAGACCUCUACCUGUCCUGCAUCGCGCAGCCGGGGUCGAACAUCGUCCGGUUGCGGCAGCUGGGCGGGGGCCCCGGCGAGGGCCUCAUCCUGCAGCAGGAGAGGUCUUGCACGCGCCCGUGGCCAAGGCGCCGGGCUCCGCCGCCGCCUUGCUCGCCGCGCCCGCGGCCGUGGCGCUGGGCUGCCUCGCGGUCGCCUGGAGGGCCGCCAGGGCCGGCUCGGCGGCGGCCCGCGGCGAGGGGAGCGGUCUCGCCACGGCGCUCUCGCCAGGAGAGUGGGCGAGAUGGAGCUGGGCGACCAGCAUCGGCAGAGCGGGGCCAGUGA